Molecule: messenger RNA, 450 nt
Organism: Penicillium griseofulvum
Lineage: Eukaryota; Fungi; Ascomycota; Eurotiomycetes; Eurotiales; Aspergillaceae
Exons: 1
Coding region: 1-450 (149 amino acids)
Source: RefSeq, a predicted model, not a curated record
AUGUCGACUACUUCCAGUUCCUCGAGCGCAACCAGCACUGCCUGCGGCGGCAGCGUCUGGCAAAUCCCUACAACAGAUGCCGCCUGCGCGGCAGUUGUCAGUGGGAAUAUAACCCAGGUUAUGGAUGACUGCUGCAAGGACGCGAAGGUUUCUAAGUACGACAACGACUGUGGAAUCUACUGUCUCGCCCAGGGGCAGGAUGUCAACAAGCUCCAGUCUUGCCUCACCAGCAAGAGCGGCAACUAUCACGACGUCUUCUGCAACGCUGCUCUCAAUGCGACCGCCACUGCCACGGCCACAGACUCCAAGUCCACUUCCUCAGGCACUAGCACACACUCUGCUACCUCGACUUCCACAAACGCCGCUAUUGCGAAUCAGCCAAUCUCAAAGUCUGGUCUUGGACUUAUUGGACUUCUUUUCGGCUCUGCCCUGAUGGCUGUUAUUUCUUAA